AUGUUGGAGCCGCACCGUCGCGUUGCGUCGCCGAGAUAUUAUGCGUUGAAUGGGGCUGGCUACCAAUUCGAGAGGAAGCAAGAGAAGGGGAGGAGACUAGAGAAUCAAGUGAACGUCUUAAAGAAAUUCCUCCGUCUACUGUUUGGACACCGCCACCUCCGCCACCUACAAAAUAGACAAGACGGUCUAAGCAAUGGAAGGGGCUGGCUACCAAUUCGAGAGGAAGCAAGAGAAAGAGAGGAAGAAAGAGCAAGAGAGGAAGCUAGAGAAAGAGAGGAAACAAGAAAAGGAGAGGCGGAAAGAGAAUCAACGGAACCUCGUAAAGAAAUCUCUCAGUCUCCUGUUUUAACAGCGCCUCCUCUACCGCCUUCUCCACCGCCUCCUCCAUCGCCUCCUUCAUCGCCUCCUUCAUCGCCUCCUCCAUCGUCUCCUCCAUCGCCUACAAAAUAG
Molecule: messenger RNA, 450 nt
Organism: Parnassius apollo (apollo)
Lineage: Eukaryota; Metazoa; Arthropoda; Insecta; Lepidoptera; Papilionidae
Source: the annotation of a GenBank genome assembly